AUGUCGUCCACUACUUCUUCUACCAACUCUACGCCCGCCAAGGGCUCGGCGGGCGCUUCGCCCAACAUCACGCCCAUGCAUGACCCGGCGCACCAGGCGAAGGUUAUCCCGCAGACGAAGCCUUUGGGGCUUGCGAACCCAAAUCCCAUUGUGCCCGGGCAGAAUGUCGACCCGUCCAUGGCUGCCGGACUCGGUCAGAAGGCAUUACUCGCCAAGCGGUUCGCCAAAGCCAGUAGCAAGAGCACCGUCAGCCCUACCGACCAGAUGCAGUCCCCUUGCACUCAGAAGCUCUCUGGCGCGAAGCAACGCCACUUUGUCAAAUCGAGCAAGCCUGCAUCGCUCGCUGCGUCCUUUACAGCCAUGCGUGAUAGUCCUGCCGCACCAAAGUCCGGCCCACGGACAGACAUUUGCCCUUCUGCUUCGACCGCAUAA
Messenger RNA from Dioszegia hungarica, 432 nucleotides. RefSeq lists its product as uncharacterized. The coding region runs from base 1 to 432 and encodes 143 amino acids. The transcript is spliced from 5 exons. The record is from RefSeq and is a predicted model, not a curated record. NCBI's taxonomy places the organism in Eukaryota, Fungi, Basidiomycota, Tremellomycetes, Tremellales, Bulleribasidiaceae.